GUUCUAUUCGGAAUAAAUUUUGUUUUCAACAUUAAUCUAUUUCCAGCGAGUAAUGUUCUCCACCUAACGGCGAAUCAUGCCCACAACGGUGGAAGCGCAAGAGAAACUGCCUGAAACACGAGGAAGGGAAUCCGCUAUCGAUGGCACUGUCAACAAUGGUCACCCAGCGAAGACGGCGGCGGGUGCGGCUGUGGCCGAACCGAUGAAACCAAAGGCCAAAAAGGAGAAGAAGGAUGGAAGUGGCAGCAAGCGCAACAAGAAGGCCAAAAAGGAUGUUCCGAAACCGCUGACGAAGGUUAUUAUCCGCCGGCUGCCUCCGUCGAUGGAUGAGGAAACGUUUCGGAAGCAAAUCGAUCCGAUUCCGGAUCAUGACGAUUUCUAUUUCGUUUCCGGUGAUUGGUCACUGGGGAAGAACGCUUGCUCUAGGGCUUACAUAAAUUUCACCCGGUCGGAGGAUAUCUAUCUAUUCAAGGACAAGUUUGAUGGGUAUAUUUUUGUGGAUGCUAAAGGGGUGGAGUUUCCAGCGGUGGUAGAGUUUGCGCCGUUUCAGGAGUUGCCCAGGAAUCGUUCAAGAAAGAAGGACGUGAAGUGUGAUACGAUUGAGACGGAUACUCACUUCAUUGCCUUCAAGGAGGCACUGGAAGCGGAAGAGAAGGACACGGCUGGAAAGAGUAAAAGCAAGCUGGAGUUCACCUAUAAGAUUAAGGACGAGGAAAAGAUUACAUCGACGCCACUGCUGGAAUAUAUAGCUCAGAAGAAGCAGGAGAAGCGAGAGGAGAAACGUAAAAAGAUGGAAGAGAAGAAAAAGCAGCGGAAAGAGGAUCGGCACAAGAAGAGCCAACCGGGGAAGGCAAUCCCGGAGGUAAUAAAAGAGGAGAAAGAAAAGGUAAAGGAGGAAGAAGUUGUGGUUCGAACGGUUCCGUCGAGGUUGGAUCCGAACCAGGGAAAGAAGGAUAUGCGUAAGAAAGGAAACGAGAAGAUGGAAGAUGGCAAGGAUGUCAAAGAUAAAGAGAAGAAGCCGAGAAAUCGCAAGGAGAAAGAAAAGGAAAAGGAGAAGGAGCGUGGCAAGCAGGACAAGGAUGAGGUUGGUGGAGAGCAGGAGAAAGUAUUGAGUCGCAAGCAGGAACGGGAUCGUCAGAGAAGGGAGAAGGAUAAGGCGAGAAAGCAAGAGGAAAAGGAUAAGAAAGCUUCCGGGGAGCCACCACGAAAGGAUAAAGAAGUUGCACCUAAACCCGAAAGUCAAGUUCAAAAGGCCAUUCCGGUGGAGGCCCCCAAAAAGGAGGUAAAAAAAUACAGCGAACGCAGGAAGGAAACCCGCGCACGUGCAGAAACACGCCUCGCUGAACUUGAGGACAAAGAUCGUAAGGAUGCCCUGAAUCCAGUAAUCGGCGAAGAAUUCCAGGCCAUUAACGUGCCGAAAGUGGACAUCAAAAAAAGUAUGCUGACACCUCACGUGGCACCAUUUAUUCCGAAAGAAAAAUCGACCAUCAUUUUGGGGGAAUCUUCUUUCGCUCUUCCUCCAGCUUUUCCGCUGAAAUCGGCUUCGACUACUCCAACGCAACAGGAUGAUGUAUCAUUAGCAAGCGCGAAGAAAGAACCAACUCCAGUUCUGGAUGUUCCUGCCGCGGAUAGUAGCAGUUCGGACAGGAAAGCAGACAUCGAUGAAAAGCUGAAAGAAAUGCGUGAAGCCCGUAAAAUUCGCAACAAGGAUCGUCCAUCGAUCAAAAUCUAUCAACCGAGAAAACGACUUGCGUCCGGCACUGCAGCCGGCUCGAAGGAUAGCGCUAGGAGCGAAGAUGACAAGGUUAAGGAAAAAAGCGAUUCGGACCGUUCUUCCGACAAGAGUGUGAAGCCGGGAUCUCACGGAGCGAAGGAUAGAGAAAAGAGGCACAAACUUACGAAGAAGGCUUCGGACAGGGAAAGGCCGAAGGAUAGACGAAGCAGGAGGAAGAAUUCUAGCGAUGCUGAUGGCGGUAGGGAGAAGGAAGCGGAUUCCAGAAAAACUUCCAGGGAGGAGCCAGCACCUCCGGCUGAACCGAUAUCACCAACGGUAGACAAGCCCAAGGAGAAGUUUCAAGUGACCGAAGUCGUUGAAGCACUGGAAGGCGUCAAAUUAGAAUCGUAAAUUAUGGGUUCCUUUAUUAUGACGGGAAUACAUAAACAUAUAUAAUAAAUUAUCGUUCAACUGCAAACUA
Ochlerotatus camptorhynchus is the source of this 2195-nucleotide messenger RNA. RefSeq names its product regulator of nonsense transcripts 3B-like. Gene Ontology annotation, cellular component: cytoplasm; nucleolus. The coding region runs from base 77 to 2125 and encodes 682 amino acids. Lineage: Eukaryota; Metazoa; Arthropoda; Insecta; Diptera; Culicidae. The record is from RefSeq and is a predicted model, not a curated record. Gene Ontology annotation, biological process: positive regulation of translation; nuclear-transcribed mRNA catabolic process, nonsense-mediated decay. The transcript is spliced from 3 exons. Gene Ontology annotation, molecular function: mRNA binding.